Messenger RNA from Cryptococcus deneoformans JEC21, 2606 nucleotides. Its product is annotated as response to unfolded-protein, putative. Gene Ontology annotation, cellular component: endoplasmic reticulum membrane. Gene Ontology annotation, biological process: ceramide metabolic process; intracellular sphingolipid homeostasis; negative regulation of ceramide biosynthetic process. The record is from RefSeq and is a predicted model, not a curated record. The transcript is spliced from 7 exons. Bases 9 to 842 code for a protein of 277 amino acids. Lineage: Eukaryota; Fungi; Basidiomycota; Tremellomycetes; Tremellales; Cryptococcaceae.
CCCGCACCAUGUCCCCCCCCUCGGUCACGCUCACCGUCCCGCCGCACUCCCCCGCCAGGUCACGCUCGGUCUCGCAGCCGAUCCCCGAAGACGCCGCCCUCGACACCCUCUCCCCCCCCCGCCUCAAAUCUUCCCGCUCGGCAACCCUCCGCUCCCUCUCCUCCAAUUCGGUCGCCCGCGGCCCCGUCCCCUUCUCACAAAAUCAUGCCCACUCAAAUUCCCCCUCCCCGCAGUUUCGCGCAAAUAAAGGCCGCGCACGUAGCUCGAGCCUGGUGACAGUGACCGAAGUCGGUGGCGAUGAUCCGGAUAACGUGGUCGACAGGCUCGGCGCCGGCAACAAUGAGAAUGCGGCCUGGGUGAAUGCUCCUGGUGCUUGGUUGAUACAUCCUGUGCUCAUCUUUUGUGGCAAGCUGUUGAUCGAUGCCAUACCGGGCAUGACACAAGAUGUCAGCUGGACGAUUGUCAAUCUCAGCUAUAUCACCUUCUCCUUUAUCAUGUUCCAUCACGUUACCGGACUUCCCUUUGAAUCGACCAUGACCACUUCUGGAGCUUACGACGAUCUUACACUGUGGGAACAAAUCGAUUCAGGCGCCCAAUAUACACCGGCCAAAAAGUGGCUGACGAGUGUGCCUAUAGGAUUAUUCCUUAUAUCAACGCAUUAUACUCGCUACGACUAUGUCCUCUUUGCUCUAAACUUUGCCGCUUUGAUCUUUGUCCUCUUUCCCAAAUUGCCUGUCCUCCAUCGAUUGAGAUUCCAUUUUGCGGUUAACAGCGACGUCCCCCAGACACCCGUACAAUCUCGCCCUCCCUCUCCCACUCGCAGAACAGCUGGAGGUCGUUGAUAUUUGACUUGGUUUGAUGAUUGGACUUGGAUGUAGAUUGAUAUGGCCCCAUUUUUCCAACAGGAUUUAGAUUCCGUUUCUCCAUUGACUUGUUUAGGCUGCGAAAGCGAUAGAGUUUUAUUUUGCAUCUCUUUCAACUCGUACGAGCUGUCCCACGGCGCAGCUAUCAAUCUCUACAAAUCCCACGCGCAAAGGGGUAUCCUUCACACGCGAAGAAAAAUAGACUUGUCAACGUCCAAAUACAUAAAGACAAUGAUCGCCCUGAAUCGACUAGUGCCGAGAAGCAGACUUUUUUAUCAACUUUUGCUUUUCAGCUUUUGGCAUCUUGGUCUUUCGUUUCUCCCUCUGUUCUUCCUUGACUGCCUUUUUCCGCUCCUAUCCAAAAUAUCGAAAUAUCAGCAAAAUGACUCGGGAAACGGCAGGAUGGAGAGACGGAGAGGGAUAAGGGCGUACCUUUUUAGAUUCACGAUCUUCAUGUCGGAACCCUCUAGAUUUUUUAUCCAUUCCUUCUUCCUCACCUUGCUCCUCUGCUUCUUGGGCAUCAUCUUCCUCGUCAUGUUCGUCUACUUCAUCCUCGAACCGUACGCUUUUCGAUGUCUUGUCGUUUUUGCCCUCAUCCUUACAUUUACCUUUUACUCUUUCACCCUUUUCUACAUUCUCAUCCGCAUCCACCUCUUCACGCUUGUUCGCAUCAUCCGCACCCGCACCCGCACCCGCACUCGCACUCUGUUUCUCCUUUUCCUUUUCCUUCACCUUGGCAUUCGCACUCUCAUGAGCCAACUUUAAACCCGUCACACCCGCAUAAAUCAACUCGUCCCCUCCCCCACUCUUGAGCACAUCCACAUCCCUCUCGGGAUCAUACACCUCCGCCAACGUUCUCGGGAUAUACGACUCCAUAAAGACCGCAUCGUCCGUCUUGUCUGACGGUUCCUUUAACCAUUCUUCCAAAACACCCACCAAGCGCCUUUCGCCGUCGUCGCCCUUCUCCAUCUCCAAUGAUGACGAGGCGGAGCCAGUGGGGGAAAGACCAAUGUUCUCGGUGACGAUGAAUUCCCAUGAUUUCCGGAUUCCGAGCGUGGCGACCCCACGGCGGGAGAAGAAUUCUUCAAUGUUGGAGAUGUCGGAACGGAGGAAAUCGAAUGCGCGGGGGUGGUCGUGUUCGACAGAUUGGGAGACGUCGAUGAUGUAUAGGUGGUUGUCGUGUAGCCUUGAAACAUCAAAGGUGCUGGUACAUUCUUCGGGUCGCGAUAACCAUUUCUGCGUACAGAUCGGGUAACCUGUCCUCGGGAAUCUCUGCGUCUUUCAAACGAGGCGACGCUCUGAUUUUCCCGUCCGAUCAGUUACUUGUUUCGUUUACUCAUCCACAUAAUACAGAAGAAGAAGAAAAACUCACACCUCGCCCUUGCCCAAGAAAUCCAUGACGAGCACAUUCUCCUUACAUUCAUGUACCACCGGUGCACGCACACCUCCUUGAACCAACCGUCUCAGGUUUCGCAACUCCUUUUCGGCCCAGACACGAAUCAUCUUUCGCGGAUUUCGAGAGGAAGUGUAUUCCCCCCGGAAACGUUGUUCGCCGACAAUGUAGUUUUGUCGAGCACGGAAGACGAGGAUGGAGGUUCGGUAGAUUUUGACGGCACGGCCUGGGGAUGAAUAGUAGACGUUUGCCUUUUAGAUUUGAAUUUUAUUUUAUCAGCCAAUGAAAAUAGAUAGACAUAGUAAACUUACCUCUUUACCUGUACUGAUACACCUUUCAAUCAUACCGAU